Molecule: messenger RNA, 341 nt
Organism: Lathyrus oleraceus (garden pea)
Lineage: Eukaryota; Viridiplantae; Streptophyta; Magnoliopsida; Fabales; Fabaceae
Product: probable NADH dehydrogenase [ubiquinone] 1 alpha subcomplex subunit 12
Exons: 4
Coding region: 6-341 (111 amino acids)
Biological process (GO): response to oxidative stress
Cellular component (GO): respiratory chain complex I; membrane
Source: RefSeq, a predicted model, not a curated record
AUAUCAUGUUUUUCCUCUUCCACUCUAAUUGUUUUUUGAAUUUAUGCAGGCAAACCAAGAUCCACAAUAUUGGGCCAACACUCGUUGGUGUUGAUAAAUAUGGUAACAAGUAUUACGAGAAAACUGAAAACACACAGUAUGGAAGGCACAGAUGGGUUGAAUAUGCAGAGAAGACUAGAUAUAACGCUUCUCAGGUUCCUGCUGAAUGGCAUGGCUGGCUCCACUUCAUAACUGAUCACACCGGUGAUGAACUUCUUUUACUGAGACCAAAAAGAGCCUGGCCCAUAGUGCAACACAAAAAAAAAGUAACAUUUCUAUGCAACGCCAAGAAUUCUGGUUAG